CGUCAUACAACUUUUGCCCGCCACAGAAGAACAUCAAGAUAUGCUGGGUACUCUAGUAAUCUUAAUCGUGAUCCUCUAUGGCUGCUCAUGUAAUAAUGGCAGUUGUGUCCACUUGGAUACUAUCCUGCGUCUUGUGGACCGCCCACAACUCGGACGCUUUCAUCUCGAGCCUCUACCUGCCAUGAGCUUACACGAAGAAACUGCUGUCCACUACUUUCUCGGCCUUCUUCUUCUUCCUACUCUCGCCUCCACCAAGCGUCGAUUUGGGGCGUAUGGCCUGAACAACACAGAGGAGAAGAUAUAUUAGACUCUAUCUGCAUCAUAUCAGGAGCAGUCUAGGCGCUGCUGGUCGCUCGUGAGGCUAGAACUAAUGAUUAAGACAGGACGAAGCGUUUCUGGCUAGAAAUGUGUCGGGGGUCAUCGAGUACUUUGUCUUUUUGUGAAACAUGGCCCAACAUAUGUAUCCAGCAAACAGGAAUUUGUUUGUGACCUUAAUCAAGUGAACUAAAAGGGAGAGUAGGCAAACGCCGAUGCCCUUGUCCACCGUGAAUAGGUAAGGUCAACACUUG
Molecule: messenger RNA, 569 nt
Organism: Colletotrichum godetiae
Lineage: Eukaryota; Fungi; Ascomycota; Sordariomycetes; Glomerellales; Glomerellaceae
Exons: 1
Coding region: 41-307 (88 amino acids)
Source: RefSeq, a predicted model, not a curated record